AUGGGCUAUCAGGAUAGGAACUGGCGGCUGUGGGUGACGGUGAAGAAGAGAUAUCUGAGCCUUCAGAAUCUGGACGAUGCCUUCUCUCUCACAACGGAUCCCUUCUCCUUCUUCAGCGGGGUGCUUAUCAGCGCUAAGCUCCUGUGCCUACUCGCUGCGUGCAUGUGGUGCAUUCCCAUUGUCGCCACUAUAACGCCCGCAACACUGACAGUCCGUUCGGGUCUUUCCAACGGCACUUCUCUGGCUAAUGUUCCUCUUCCCGCGUACGGAAAUGAAUUAACGGGUAUCACAUGGGUCAACUUCGAAGGCGUGGGAAGAGUCGAGUCAACGUCGGCCGCCGUCGAUCGUCUCAUAGCUGCGACAUCCUCAUCCAUCUCGGUGCUACCCUUCACUCCCCCGCAUCCGAACGCGUCCUAUUCACUGGACUUCUACGCACCCGCGAUCAAAUGCGAGACGCUUUCCGCCGCGGCCGCAAACAACACCAUCAAGCUGGACGACCCGAGCAAACUCCGGAAGGCUUGGAACGAGUCUAUGAGCAAUGGCGCACUGAAUCCCCUGUUCGAACAGCUGUAUAUUGGCAACACAAUGACGGUUCUCGACGAAUACUAUAUAGCCAACCAUUUCUUCAUCCAAACGGGCGGCCCGAGCGGGAGCAACUACUCGUGCCACGCGUGGAACGCAUCAUACACGGUCGACUUCCUCAGCGUCGACGGCACCCUCUCGUCGACCAUCACGAACCUCGAGCACGUCACGCCGCUGAACAUCAACGGCAGCGAAGUCGCCUCGGACUACGCGCCGGGCCAGAUCGCGUACUGGGCGCUGAUCUCGGCUCUCUCGGACGUCAUCGUCACCAAGGUCUAUUUCGGCUCGACCAACUCGCUGAUCGGCGCCGACACGGACAUCUUCAAGUCGGGCAUCCCGGCGUGCCCGGAGAUCCGCAACAACAAGGGCAGCGGCAGCAACGGCUUCGGGGACAUCCUGUCGCCGUGGAUGUGCCGCAACGGCUCGGUGCCGCGCGCCAUCGAGGACCUCUCGCACAAUGUUAGCCUCAGUCUCAUGAGCUCGGCGCUCUUCUCGAAUAAGACUGAGGUUGAGGUCACCGUCACGUCGCCGCAGAACUAUUACUCGUACAACUGGCGCAAUCUGCUGUACGCGUACCUGGCGGCGGCCAUCGUGGCGCUGGCCUGUGUUGCUGUCGGCGCCCAUGCCUAUGUGGUGAACGGAUAUAGCGCCAGUUCGUCGUUUUCCAGCAUCAUGUUCACGACCCGCAAUGCCGAUCUGGAUAAGUUGUCUGUCGGUCAGUGUCUGGGCAAGCAGCCGAUGCCAAAGGAUGUGAAGAGCACCAUGUUACGGUACGGCGUACUGCGGUCUUCUGAAGGCCAGACUCCGCAUGCAACUUUUGGAUUUCGUGACACAGUCGUACCCUUGAAGAAGGGGGAUUCGUGUUCGUAA
Molecule: messenger RNA, 1452 nt
Organism: Lasiodiplodia theobromae
Lineage: Eukaryota; Fungi; Ascomycota; Dothideomycetes; Botryosphaeriales; Botryosphaeriaceae
Product: Formylmethionine deformylase-like protein
Exons: 3
Coding region: 1-1452 (483 amino acids)
Source: RefSeq, a predicted model, not a curated record